AUGAAUAUGAAUAUUCAACCUAAUACGCAAAGUAACACACAAAUGAAUGAAUGUAAAUUUUUUCAUUAUGCACCAAAUUAUGAUAAAUUUUAUCAUAUAACUUGUCAAACUAUUUUACAAGGUUUUGACUCCUUUGAUAAUUACAAUUAUGAUCAUGGAUUCUUUUAUAAUAUUAACCCUACAGCAAAUUAUUAUGUCACGUGUAAAAUACUUCCACAUUCUUUGAUCACAAAUAUGUUGAAUAAAAAAAUAUACGGAAUAGAUAUUGACAUAAAUAAUUUGGAACGAAAAGAAUUAUUAUCUUUGAAUCAAAGAUUGAAUUUGGAACAAGAUUUGGAACGAAUUCUUCCUUUUCAUCUUAAACAAUAUCAUACUACUAAUAAAGAAAUAAGAAUGAAUUCUUCUUACGAACAUGAUAAUACACAAACAAUUUCGAUAACUGAUAAUCAAACUAAUUUUGAUAAUAACUUCCCUCAACAAACUAGAGCCGGAUAUUUUACUAAUAAUGUCAUUAAUCCACAACAAAUCCCUGAACGAUUACGUUGUAAAGGAAAUACAGAUUCAUUUUGUGAAAAUAUUGGAAAUAAUGUAAUGACAACACAAGCAGUUUCGAUAACAGAUAGUCAAAACAAUGGUUUUCCUCAACCCAUCAAUCCCCUUUCAAGUUCAACAUCUUCGGUGCCACGAAAUAGAGUUACUUAUAAUGUUACUAAUUCACAACAACAAAUUGAUUUCAAUAAUAUUCCACAACAAAUUACAGAUAGAGAAAUGAGAUCGAAUUAUUAUGGAAAUUUAAAUUCAUUUCAUGGAAAUAUUGUGCACAAUACACCCGUAACACAAUCUGUUUUGACAACUGAUAUUAAUCAAAACUAUGGUAAUUAUAUCCAAGAUGUAAAUGGCGCUAGAAACUUUGCUUACAUACAGCAACAAGUUGAUCUUAACAAUAAUUAUAGAGACACAGAUUUACAUAAUGGAAAUAUUGGAAAUAAUGUAACGACAACGCAAACCAAUGGCUUGACAUGCGAUCACCAAGAUAUAAAUGAUAUUAACCAGGCUAAUAAUAUCAACAAUAAUCAUAGAGAUACAGAUUCACAUAAUGAAAAUAUUGAAAACAAUGUAACGACAACGCAAGUUAAUGGCUUGAUACGCGAUUACUAA
This is a messenger RNA of Rhizophagus irregularis DAOM 181602=DAOM 197198, 1158 nucleotides long. RefSeq lists its product as uncharacterized. The record is from RefSeq and is a predicted model, not a curated record. Lineage: Eukaryota; Fungi; Glomeromycota; Glomeromycetes; Glomerales; Glomeraceae.